UUGUUGCGAACACCAUUAUACCAAAGAAGAAGAACACAUGGAAUUAUCAUAUUCUUUCCGAAGUUUUCUGAGAGGGGUUUGCUGGUUUCAUUUGAUGUUAUUCUGCCCAGGUCAUCAACACAGCGCUGGUUAAUAGUUUAUGCUGCUCAUGGUUUGCGUGGACUGUCUUGUCGUUUAGGAAGAACUAUCCUCGUUUCCUCAUUACCAUACGAAAGUGGCAUCAUUGUUUGUGCUGGUGGCAGAAUAGUACUGUGCUGUUGCCAUGGGAGAUAGAGCAAAGAAACAACAUCUACUGGACCAAUUUUUGAAGAAGACUUCUCGUCCAAGUAACACUUCAAACAACCAACAAGAAACUCCUGGCCAAUCUCCAGGAGCUGAUGCCAAGACUUGUCAUCAGAGGAACUCCUCGGACAACCAGCCAGGAACAUCUUGCCAAUCUCAGGAUCCUGAUAUCAAGAAAGAAGCACAUGAUGGAAGCCAUUCCUUCCGAUACCGCUUCGGAUACAAACAAUUCAGGGUUACAUGCCAUAAACAUGGAACGGUCCUGGAUGCACUGCAAACAAUCAAGGCGUUCAAGAACAUGACAAAGGAAAAACAAGGGAUGGAAGUUGUCAUCCAAAGAGAAAAAGAGCCAAGGGCAGCUGUCAGUACACAUUUCCCCUGCCAUUUAAUUGAUAACAAUGAGCUAGUGACAGUCACCUUCAUCAAAGAUCCAGGUAGUGGCAGUUCUUCAUAUACCCAUGGCCAUUCCAAACAGAGGAACAAAAAUAAAAUGCAACCUGGCAAGUUGAUGACUUUCAAUGUUAAAACUAGGGGUGGAAAAACUAUUAUAAGGAAAGUAAUAAGAAACCCAGAGCUAAGGAAGAAAGUGACAUAUGUUUGUGUGUACGCAUACAAAGGGGAAAAGGUGAAGCAAGCCUUGAGGAGAGAUGGGCGAUUUGCUGAAACCGUCUUCAGAAAACGCUGUCUUCUUUCUGAGUCAGAGAUGGAUGUCAUCACAGAGAUGUCCCAGCCAGUUGAUGGUCUUGAUGGGAAAAUGUUGGUUGUGACUGCAGAUCUUGUCGGUGGUGUAUCUCAGUCACAAGAUAGUCUUGAGGAUUUUGGCAACACGCCAACUGAAGAGCUGUCCGAACCCCAUGGUGUAACAUCAGAAGCAGGGCUCUCUCCUCAGCAUCCUACUACACCAGACACAGUUAAAACAAAGUUGCAGUCAACGGAGGCGGGAAAAGAUGGUAGAUCUCUGAUGGAGAAGCAAAAAUGGCGUGAGAUUCCAAACUCUCAAGAGAUCCUAAACACCCUGCGUUCCCAGUAUGCAGGUUUGGUCAAUCACAUGAAAGACAGAGAGAAGUUGAAAAAGCCUUCAGACGUGCAACAAUUCUUAAGAGUAGAGUUUGGAAAGAAAACACAGAGCUUCCAAGAGAUUAAAAAACUGAAGAGGCUAAUAGAGCUGAGUGCUUCUGUUUGUCUGGUGAUCAUUAAAGGGAAAGCAACAGGAACUGGCUUCCUUCUGUUUGACAAGUUCAUCCUUACAAACGCCCAUGUUGUCCAGGAAAUCUAUGAGCAAAUCACAAACAAGCUGCAACAAUCAGUAACAGUCACGUUUGACUUUGAAGACCUGGAUGAGAGAACACAAAAUAUACCAGUGAAAAGUGAGGUUGUAGCCUAUGAAAAAGAUGAUUCAGGGUAUAUUGACUUCGCUUUGCUGGAGCUUAGCGCAGAUCCUGACAUCACCUUGCCUUCAGGCUUGCUUGACACCUUCAGCUUUCCAUCUCCAGAAGGUGGAAUCUGCAUCAUCGGCCACCCCGAGUGUGGGGUGAAAAUGAAAGACCCCUGCUUUAUCAUUCCAUAUGGAGAUCGUGAACGAGCUGUAGAAAAACAUGUCAAAGAAAAUGAGGAAUUCUUUCAUGUUAUAAAUAACAGAUAUUUUGAGGAGAAAUGGGACAUCGAGGCACGUCUACCGACGGACACAGAAAGGAUUACCUAUGACACUUGUUUCUUCUACGGUGCCUCUGGCUCUCCAGUCUUCAAUGUGUACUGCCAGCUGAUAGCUAUGCAUACAGGAGGCUACUCCUACGAGGUUAAAAGAAAGAAAACCCAGAGUAUCAUAGAGUAUGCCAUUCCCCUGUCACGCACACUUCAGAGGAUCAUCAUCCAAGCGGUGCGUAGGAAAAGAGUUGAUGUGCUACAGGGAUUCCUGAACCAGGGGAGUUGGCAAUUAGACGUAGUGCUGGAAAGAGUCAAGACAGAGUCUGUUAAUGACAGUCUGUUCACGGCAUUUCAGGAGAAGCUGCAGUUCAACAGUAACACUUCAGCUACAGAUCAGGGAGAGCAGAGAACCUUCUACCAGUUUCUCUUUGAUAGAGUGGAAGCCACAGGAGUGGAAGCCACAGGAGUGGAAGCCACAGGAGUGGAAGCCACAGGAGUGGAAGCCAUAGAAGUGGAAGCCAUAGAAGUGGAAGCCACAGGAGUGGAAGCCACAGGAGUGGAAGCCACAGGAGUGGAAGCCACAGGAGUGGAAGCCACAGGUGUGGAAGCCACAGGUGUGGAAGCCACAGGUGUGGAAGCCACAGGAGUGGAAGCCAUAGAAGUGGAAGCCACAGGAGUGGAAGCCACAGGAGUGGAAGCCACAGGAGUGGAAGCCACAGGAGUGGAAGCCAUGGAGGUGGAAGCCAUGGAGGUGGAAGAUAAUGAGUAAUGACAGUAGUGACAUUUAUACUAUUCUUACAAUCCAUGCUUUUAAUCUAAACUAUAUUAUUUUUAUGUUUUCAUAUGUUAAUUAGUAUGCAUUUCUAUCAGUAUUACAUUCCUCAUAACAGACCUGUUCUUAGUCAGAUCAUGAUUACUUUUGAUGCAUCAUUCAUGUAACCUACUAUUAUUGAAUCAAAUAAACCUGAGAUCUCCAUGGAAAUUAUAGUUUCACCUACGCUAGUCUGACAUGAUU
This is a messenger RNA of Coregonus clupeaformis (lake whitefish), 2941 nucleotides long. Its product is annotated as serine protease FAM111A-like. The record is from RefSeq and is a predicted model, not a curated record. Bases 263 to 2695 code for a protein of 810 amino acids. Lineage: Eukaryota; Metazoa; Chordata; Actinopteri; Salmoniformes; Salmonidae. The transcript is spliced from 5 exons.